ACCGAUAAUGGUCCCUGCUUCAUCUCAAAAGAAACUAAAGAAUACUUCGAAAAACUAAGCAUCAAACAUCAAAGAUCUACGCCUUAUCGACCUUCUUCUCAAGGACUCGUUGAAAGAGUCAAUCGAACUAUUGGUACAAGAAUUAAAAUGUUUGCACAAGGCAAUGAAAAGCAAUGGGAUGAAGAGUUACAUGAUAUUGUGUUAAGCUACAAUGCAACUCAUUUUGAAAAUUUGAAUACUUGUCCCUUCAAACUCAUCUUUAACCUAUCUCCAAGAACACCUUUAGAAAACAAGUUUGAAAUUGAAAAAGACAAACAAGAAGAUACUGAAACUAUUAUAAAAGAAAGAAAACGUGUUAAAGAUAAAUUACUCAAGCAACAAGAAGAAAGAAUUGCUAAAGCACCAAUCAAACCUAUUCCGUUUAAAGUAGGUGAUUUCGUUAGAAAAGCAGUGAAAUACUUAGACCGAAGUCUAGGAAAGAAAUUAACUCCUGUAUUCAAAGGUACCUAUGUUGUUACAAAAGUUUAUGAUUCUACUGCUGUCAUUACAGAUCCUAAAACAUUGAAAGAAUUUAAGGUUAACUUUGAAAACCUAAAGAAAAUUCAUCAUGAUUCUGAUCCUGAAAAUACUGAAGAAUCUAAUCAAUCUAACACUGAUUCUGAAAGUGAAAAAGACUAG
Tetranychus urticae (two-spotted spider mite) is the source of this 678-nucleotide messenger RNA. NCBI's taxonomy places the organism in Eukaryota, Metazoa, Arthropoda, Arachnida, Trombidiformes, Tetranychidae. The record is from RefSeq and is a predicted model, not a curated record.